AUGAAUUUUAAGAAUGCUUAUGAUUAUUUGUUGAAUUUUUAAUCUCAAACAAGUAGAAACACAUCAAGAAUAACUAAAAGUGAGGAUAGUUAAUUUUUGUCUAGCUAAAAAUCAUGUUUAUAAACUAGUGAAUAAAAAUAUAGAGUGGAUAAUUCAAAAUAAAAUAAUAGAAAUCUAUUUGAAUCAAAAAGUGAUGUAAAAAUUAAUCUUGGUGAAAAUCCUUUUGAUUUAGCUACUUCAAUUAAUUAUUAAAAUUUAUAGCAAUCUAAACAAAAUUAUGUAAAUCAACAAGGAUUAUAAUUAUUAUAAGAAUCAAAUAGAAUGAAUGAUAUAUAUGAAAUUAAAAUUAGAACCAAUGGACCUAUUAAAGAGGAUAUCUUGAGUUUUUUAUAAUUAUUAGGAUAAGUAGAAAUUCGUAAAAUUGAAAAUAAUUAAGAUAAAGAUUUUUGUUAUAGAUAAAGCAAAAGUUUUCAUACCUAACAUUGA
This is a messenger RNA of Paramecium pentaurelia, 486 nucleotides long. The record is from the annotation of a GenBank genome assembly. Lineage: Eukaryota; Ciliophora; Oligohymenophorea; Peniculida; Parameciidae.